Molecule: messenger RNA, 2589 nt
Organism: Frankliniella occidentalis (western flower thrips)
Lineage: Eukaryota; Metazoa; Arthropoda; Insecta; Thysanoptera; Thripidae
Product: kanadaptin
Exons: 10
Coding region: 128-2395 (755 amino acids)
Molecular function (GO): protein binding; mRNA binding
Source: RefSeq, a predicted model, not a curated record
UGCGAAUAAGGUUUGUUUGUGUUGUUUUCGGUUGUUUCAAAGAUUAGGUUAAAAAGAAUCGUCGUUUUGCUAUCGUUUUUGUUGUGACAGUGACAGUAGUGUGAAAGUAUCACUUUGAUACUGUCACAUGGAAAUGGAAGGACGAGAACAAUUAAAAGAGGCCAUGGAUAUCGAAAUGGUAGACGCUCAGCCUAAAGAACAGGUAGAAACGUUCAAGAAACCACAGUUCUGCCUUGUUGGUCCUCGAAAAAGUAAAGGAACGAAAAUACGUGUAGUGGACGGACCAAGUAAUAACAGUUUAAAAGAAGAGAAAACCGAAACAACAGAAGCCCUUAUAGAGUGUCCCCCCUCGGAGGAAGUUGCACCGGAUACCCCUAAGGAAGCCAUCAAGCCUGUUGAAAACUCUGUCAAUGUGUUGAAUGAACCAGAACACAGAACGUCCAAACCUAGAAAAAGUGCUCCUGCUCAGAAACUUAAAGAAACUCCUAUUCCAUAUUUGGAACCAAAAUGGGGUGGCAUACCUUCCGUGCGCUACAGCUUAGAUGUAAUCAAGUCGGGCACUGUGCUGGAUCCCAUCGACCUGGGGGACAAGUCCUAUUUUGUAUUUGGACGGCAAACAAACUGCGAUGUUCAAAUGGCUCAUCCAACAGUGUCUAGACAUCAUGCAAUUUUACAAUAUAGCAAGGGUACAGAUGAUAAACCUCAAGGUUAUUAUUUGUUUGAUCUAGGAAGCACUCAUGGUACAUUCUUGAACAAGAACAGAGUAAGACCUGAAAUGUUUAUUAGAAUCAAAGUGGGUCAUCAAAUUAAAUUAGGAGGCAGCACAAGACUCUAUUUACUUCAAGGACCUCCAGAAGACAUGGAAGAUGAGUCUGACCUGACAGUCACUGAACUCAAAGCCAAGCGUCAAUUGGAACUUCAAGCCAGAGAGCUAGCAGAAUUACAGUUUAAGCAGAAGGAAGAAGAAGAACAGAAAAAGAGAGAAGAGGAGGGUAUAGAUUGGGGAAUAGGUGAUGAUGCGGAUGAGGAGACUGACCUCUCAGAAAAUCCUUACGCCAUUACUACUAAUGAGGAACUAUACAUCGAUGAUCCUAAGAAGACAUUACGUGGCUGGUUUGAACGUGAAGGUCAUGAAUUAGAUUAUGAGGUUGAGGAGAAAGGCCCUGGACAGUUCCUAUGUCGAGUGGAGGUACCAAUUGAAGGUGCACGUGGUGGAUGCAUGGUAGCUGAAGCAUUAGUGAAAGGAAAGAAGAAAGAGGCAGUUGCUCAAUGUGCUCUUGAGGCCUGUAGGCUCUUGGACAGAUUAGGGCUUUUGCGUCAAGCUAAUCAUGAAAGUAGGAAAAGGAAAGCCAAGAAUUGGGAAGAAGAAGAUUUUUAUGACUCUGAUGAAGAUACAUUUUUGGAUCGCACUGGAGCUGUAGAGAAAAAGAGGCAACAAAGAAUGAAACAGGCGGGUAAAGUUGAAGAACAAGUUGAAACUUAUCAAUCUUUGUGUGCAAAACAUUCUGAUAUAUUGAAGCAGCUGGAAGACACACAAGCUCAGCUUCAAAAGGCUCAAGCAAAUCUAGCAGCUCUUAAAUUAAAAGAAAAGAAAGAGGAAGGUGAUAGCUUGGAGUCCUUUAUGAGCAACCUCUCAAGUGUUGGCUGUGUUGACAAAAAGCAAAUUAGCAAGCUGAAGGUUGAUUUGGCUGCUUUAGUCAAGGAAGAAGUUCAAAUAAGGAGACUGGUGAAUAUUGCGAGACCAACAAGUUUACCAGAGCUGGUGGCACCAGCCUCUACUUCUGAUACCCCAGAUACAAAAGAAGCUCUGAAAAAUAAGUUGAUGCUUGCAGUGCGCAAGAAAGCUACAGAAAAACUAAAGAAUGCACCCAGCACGUCUACUAAUCAAAACCUUCACCCUUCAAAAGCUUGUGCUUUUGAAGAUCAAGAGGAGGAAGAAGAAGAGGAAGAUAAAGAUCCCGAGAAAACAGAGAAGCCUUGUAACCCUCAUAACAAAUCUGAGUUAAAUAAAUCCCCAAAAGAGACUAAAACAGGUUUGGAUAGAUUAAGUUCUAAAACGGAAGAGAUCAUUAUUGGGCCAUCAAAGCCAUCAUUUUUAAAAAGCACAAAUGAAUCACCUGAAAUUGAAGAUGUUUCAACUACGAGGCAUGAAAGAAACUUGAAUGAGAGGGACCACAGCAAUAGCAGCAAUGAAGAUGAUGAUGAUGAAAGGUGUUUAAAGGUGGCAGAGAAGAGGAAAAAAAGAAACAGACGAAGAAUGUUGCAAAGAAAUGAAAAGGCUUUAGAGAGAACUAAAACAUACGAUGCAUCAGAUCCCAACUACUCUGUUUGGGUUCCUCCUGAAGAUCAAUCUGGAGAUGGCACAACAAAGCUUAAUGCUAAAUUAGGUUAUUAAUGUUACUAGGUGUGUUGAAAGGAAAGGUGCUUAAUUCUAUGUACAUAUAUUUUUAAGAUACUAAAAAAGAUCAUGUUGUAAAAAGUGCGUUUAUCCUUUAUGUACCUGCGACCUGUGUAUGACAGAAAAACCCAGGAAACUUCACUGUAAUUAGGGAAAGAACAAAAAAAAAUACAAUAAAUGUCCAAACUUUC